GGAGUGUGCGGAGAGCGAGCUGACGGUCGCUCGCCAGCCCGCAGCGCCCGGGACUAUGCUGCUCCCGAACAUCCUCAUCACCGGCACACCAGGAGUUGGAAAGACCACACUAGGCAAAGAACUCGCAUCCAGAUCAGGACUGAAGUACAUUAAUGUGGGUGAUGUAGCUCGAGAAGGGGCAUUGUAUAAUGGCUAUGAUGAAGAGUAUGACUGUCCCAUUUUAGAUGAAGAAAAAGUUGUUGAUGAGUUAGAGAACCAGGUGACAGAAGGCGGAGUUAUUGUUGACUACCAUGGUUGUGAUUUCUUUCCUGAACGGUGGUUUCAUGCAGUUUUUGUGCUGAGAACAGAUAAUAGUAUAUUGUACAAAAGACUUGAAACAAGGGGUUAUAACGAGAAGAAACUAGGAGACAAUAUCGAGUGCGAGAUUUUUCAAGUCCUCUAUGAAGAGGCCAUGUUGUCAUACAAGGAGGACGUUGUGCACCAGCUGCCCAGCAAUACGCCUGAGGAGCUAGAGGAGAACAUAAACCAGAUCUUGGGAUGGAUUGAGCAGUGGGUCAAAGAUCACAACCCGUGACCAGGCUCUUAGCCCCGCCUCUCUGCCCACUUCAGAGACGACACCCCCAGGCAUCUGUAAAAGCCAAACUGUGUUGAAAGCCCAGGAGGCAUUUUUAUGCCUGGGUUUCCUUUUCUCCGUGAGAAAGUUAGGUAAUCACAGAUAUAACAAAUAUAACUAUUAUAAAGCAUUGAAAUUCUUAUCAGUUACUGAACAAUAAAUAUGAUCAAAUGGGUA
Chinchilla lanigera (long-tailed chinchilla) is the source of this 790-nucleotide messenger RNA. It is a transcript of the gene Ak6, whose product is annotated as adenylate kinase 6. Gene Ontology annotation, cellular component: cytoplasm; nucleus. Gene Ontology annotation, molecular function: ATP hydrolysis activity; AMP kinase activity; ATP binding. The transcript is spliced from 5 exons. The record is from RefSeq and is a predicted model, not a curated record. The coding region runs from base 56 to 574 and encodes 172 amino acids. Lineage: Eukaryota; Metazoa; Chordata; Mammalia; Rodentia; Chinchillidae.